Babesia bovis T2Bo is the source of this 1298-nucleotide messenger RNA. RefSeq lists its product as uncharacterized. Bases 27 to 1238 code for a protein of 403 amino acids. NCBI's taxonomy places the organism in Eukaryota, Apicomplexa, Aconoidasida, Piroplasmida, Babesiidae. The record is from RefSeq and is a predicted model, not a curated record. The transcript has a single exon.
UUACACAUACAAACACAUCGAGUAUAAUGCUCGCACAUUUAAUAGCGGGAAUGAAAUUACCAAUGUGUAAAUCGCGCCGUCGUGUUAAAGAUUCUGCUUCGGGUGGAACGCACCCGGCAGGAGAGAUUGUAGUCGACGAGUCAGAAACUGAAAUCACUACUGAUGAAAUGGCUCAAGAAACUCCAGGAUAUGUCAGUGUGGAAUUAAAAAAUAAUGAAAGUAACAAGGUACCAAAUGAGCCUGUUGAAGAAAGAUAUGAGGCAAAAGAUGAAUUGAGUAUAGUUGUCUCCGAUGAACGCGCACCCGAAAUUGAGGCAGAAAUCCAGGAACCAUUGGAAACUAAUAGAACAACCGUGGAGUCAUUACCUCCAGAGGAUGAUGAUGUUUUGGCUUUGUAUCUUAGAGAUGCCGAAGUAGCGGCCAUUGAGGAUCGUCGUAGCUUUUCUCAAGAUUUCACAGCUUUACAAGACUAUUGCAGGAACCGCAUAGAACAGCUUAUGUCUGAUCAAGAUGUCGCACUCAAGUGUGCACGUGAAAUGGUACCAUCCAUUGUUCAGAAUUGCCUUGCUGUGCCAACCGAGUGUCAGACAUGCCAACCUAUAGUUCGUGGCUGUUUAGGAUUGGGUGACUGUACCGAGGGCCAAGUCAUCGAUAACACCGAAUUUAGAGUAGUCGAGGAUCGCGGUCAUAAUGAUAUGCCUACAUUGCCAACUGGAAUGUGGUUUGUGGAUACCAUCAAUGAGGCCUUCGAUAAGUGGAGUGAAUACGAUUCCAACGUCGUGAACUUAUUCAGGCUACUUAACUUCAGUGCGCUAUUGAGCUACUGCGGUGAUGCCAGUGGUGACAGAAUUGUGGCACUUCUUACACGUACGAGCUCUAUCGUUUCCAGAGGCCCAGAAGCAUGGCGCGAGAUCAUUCGCAGUUUCACUGUUGAAGAAACUGUAGUAGCUAAGCCCAUGCCAGUUGUACCAAAUGCCAAAUUUGUUUCACGGUGUGAAACUAGAUUGGACGAUGUGCCAAACUUGGACGUUGUAACUACAAAUGAAGAUCCAUUCAGGGUUUACUGGUUCUACACCGAAAAGUGGAUUAGAUCACGUUUAAAUCCCUCUGCAGCUAUAUCACAGGAAUUAGCUACGCAGUCUCGUAUGUGGUUCAACUCAUUGGAAUCCACAGCGCAGGAACUCUUUACGAGACUUUCUAGGACUUUAUGCUGCCAACGCGUCCAAGCCAUAGAAUAAAAUAUUUAAAAUGUCGCAUGCGAGGCUAAUGUGUACGCAUUACUGCUGGACACAACCACA